Pocillopora meandrina is the source of this 13556-nucleotide messenger RNA. Lineage: Eukaryota; Metazoa; Cnidaria; Anthozoa; Scleractinia; Pocilloporidae. The record is from the annotation of a GenBank genome assembly.
GGUUCUUAGCUGUAUUCCAUACAAGGGUUUCCGUCAUCAGUUCCUUAUUCAACCGUGAGCUAUGUCUCUUCCAUAGAAGAGGGUUAAUUUCGCAGAGAAGCUUGUGAAUCGUCUACAGUUCCAACCAAAGAGCAUAAUUUUCGUAAUCCUCGUUGUGUGUUCCUCAAGUUUCUGAGAAGAGGUUAGUAUGAAAACCCUUGCACAUCCAAACAUUUAAGUUGCCAAUUUUUAUAGUUUUUUUGUGAUCUUAUUGAAAUAUCCUUUCAAAUAAAAAUGUUACCUUUGUUGUUUGCGGAAAGUUACAGUGAGAGAGAGAUGGAUCUUUUUCUUUUUUGCUUCGUGUCUGUAAAUGUACACAUAUCACCGAGGUAGAAUCGAAUGUGCGGACUGUUCGAUUUGCUAUCCUCUGUACCCUUUCGAUCUCUGUCUACAAAUUUCUCUAAGUUGUAAUUCCUUCUGUUGACGUUACUUGUCUCGCAACCUCGUCUAAUACUGUCGUAAUCUUAGAAGCAACUACACAAUACAUGGCCACUUUUGAAGGAGCAUAUAUCUAGUGGCUCGUUUGGCUUGUUUGGCCCUGCAGUGGAUAAAAUGACGAGGAAUAAUCUACACAUAAUCUAAAGGUCUCAGGUUUAUACAUUUAGUGGAUCGUUAGGCUCGGCAGCGGAUGAAACAAAGCGUAAUAAUAAAUGUGCGUGUAAACCCUUUACACCUUAACAUCAGUUUGCGUAUUCUCCAUACUGUUCUCUAUACAUUUCCUGAGGUGUUGGCAAGGAGGAUUUUUUCAACAGAACAGCUUCUUUCGUUGGUGAUCUUUUCUUUUUUUCUCAUAACCUUAAUGUUUGAUUCUGGACUGAUGUUGUGGGGAGAAAUUAGGAUAAAAUUUUUCACACAGCUCCAUACUACAUUAUGCAUUCAGUUCUUGGAUAGAGAAAAUGAUGAAAAAAACAAUUCAUUGCCAUUAGGAAAACAGAUUUGUUUUACAGUAGUAUGAGGCUGUUUGGAAAUUUUUUCUGAAAUUAGAGGCUAGUCAUUAAGGAGUCAAAUUAAAGGAUAAAUUUUAAGGUAUCUUUUGUUGUUAAUUUGGUUCAGCAGUGGAGCAGUUGAACCAAACCUCUUAUAUAUGCAAAUGCUAAUUAAAUACUUAAAAUUAACACUAAACUAACACUGCCUUAAAUUUUUAUCAUAUUUUUGAUAUCCAUCUUUCAACCAGAAUUAGUUUGAGUAUGGAGGCCAGUCUGUCAAAAGUGACACAAUCAAACUCUGGAAGUAAGAAAGGGAAAAGUGUUGUUGUGCUGCUAUCCUCUGACGUUAAGGAAAGGGAUGGGAAGGUUUAUUUGCCAAACUUCUCAGGGCAGAGAGCCCUAAGGAAGAAAGAGAAAGGACAGUUUAACGACAAUGUGCUAUUUACUGGGAAGAUGACAGAAGAGGAUGUGAGGAGAGAAAUAAUUUCCCAUUUUCCAUACUUAAAAGAUCAGAGGUAUGCAUGAUUGAUGAUAUUAACCCUUUAACUCCUGAGAUCUGAUUGUUAAUUCUCUCCUCUUGCUGCCACACAAUUCCUUGUAAAUUAGUGACAAGAAUUAGGUGAAAGAUUGAGGUAACAACUUCUACCUGAUGAGUUUGAGUAUUCUUAUUAACUGUUUGCUGGAAAGUGUGGAGAUUUUAUGGAGUAGUUAUGUUAGUGACUUCUGGGAGUUAAAAGGUUAAGUAUGGGGUCAGGAUUCUUCCUGUAAUAGUCUGUGCAGGAAGGCAUGGGCUAAAAGGGCUGCCUUUUCCAAGUCUCAGGUGUACAUAUUAAGAGUGAGGUUUGUUUUUAUUUGUAUUGAGAGAGUUGGUAGCCUAGCUUUUAUUUCAGUAUACCCUUAAUGACUGCUCCAAUAAGCAUCAUUCUAGGAGCUUGAUUUGGAGAAGGAUGAUAUGUUUUCUUAGCUGAGUAGACUGGUUAAAGAGCUUGGUUUCUUUUUUGGUGAAGGUACAUAGAAGGGUACUAUCUUUUCAGUUAAUUUGAUAUUCAUCAGGCAAAGGAUGGUGAAGGGUGUCGCAAUCCCCCAUUCAUUGGCAAACUUUAGUCAAUUGUCAGUAUGACAUAAAUUUACCACUUCAGUAAGAUUUCAGAAAUCCAAAAAGAAAAAGCAAACUUAAACUUCUCCUCCACCUUGCAUAAAGAACAUUUUAUUAACCUAAGAUAUGGUUUGUAUAGAAGAUACCUAGAUUGACAAGAGAAAGCUGUGAUUCGUCGAAACUAGAAAAAUUGGUGUAAAUUGUAUUUAGAAGGAUAAUCAAUUCUAUACUUUUUAGGUACUUUACUAAAGCAGUGGUUUGCUAUCUUAAAAUCCACAUUUUAUUGGUAAUCAGAAACCUUAAAUCCACAAGAAAGAAUAGUUACAGCAUGAGAGCAUAAGAUUGAAUUUGUUUGGGUUUGUCUCGUGCUUAGUUCGUGAGAGUUGAGAGCUCUGCUAGCUGUUGAUGCUCAUCAAACAAAGGUCAAAAACAAUUUAAAGGUGUAGCUGAUUGAAAGUUUCUGGUUGAUUGGGGGCUAUGGAUUUACCUACACCACCAACUUGAUUUUUCUUAAUCAUAAGUUAGCUGUUGAAUAUUUUGAUGUGUUACACUGUUGAAAUUAAUUUAAACAGACUUUUCUUUUGUUCCUAUGAAAAGAGGAGGGAAGUUUUCAAACACCUUUUUUUCCCAAAUUUUUUUCAUAAUGUAUACUGUAAUUUAAUGUAUUCUUAUCAAACAAAAAUAUAUUUUGUCUUUACGUAAUAUAUAUAUUACUGAUGAGUGGGCAACCACAAAACAGGCCUGUAGGGAUGAACUUAUAGUUUAUUUGUCUUUUUCCUCCCACAAUAUAUACAUUGCUCUACUCCUAUGUAUUGAGCACUGUUUUAUGAAAGUCAAACACUUUAUAUAUAUACAUAUAUGUAGGGAGUCUGUAAGUCAAUUUUUGCGUAGAACAGUGCUCAAUACCUUGAAGCAGAGCGGAAUAAAUAUUUUAAGAGGAAAAAAGGAUGCAACUACAUUUUCCCGACAAGCCUGUUUUGUGAAUCGCUUCACUCUUCUGUAUGUAUGUAUGUAUGUCAGUCUCUCCUUUUUACAUGUACAUUAAGAAUAUUUCAUGUCAUCCAACUAAUAUUUUGUUCCAUAUUAAGGAGGGAGACAUUAGGGUCUAUGGUAUUGGACAAUUUUUUUGCAAUAUGUGGUAAUUUUAAUCUCGAAUUUCGGUUUUCUUCUAGCCUGCAGGUGCAGUUUUUUUUAAAAGCAUUAUGGAUGGUAUUAAAAAUUAUCCUUCAAGUCCUCCACCGUUUUCCAAACCUUUUCUUGUUUCCAAUUGUUUUGUAAAUAGGCUGAAAAACAACUUUGAACAACUUGACAGUUGUCUAAUCCAUUCAUGAUUUUUUGUUGUUUAUUAGCCAACACCUCAAUGGAUGUUACUUAUUUUGUUGAUUUUGCCUGAAUUGAAAACAACCUAACAUACAUAGCAUUCAUUUACAAAUUCUUACUUGCCAUUUCCUUGUCAUUAAUUUUGCUCUAUACAUCAGGCUACAACAGUGUAUCGGAGUAUUGCAGUAUUCAUCGUUUUUUUUCCUUGUGAUAUUGGCUGAAUUCUUUUAGUAGUAUUAUGGUGUUUAGUAUCCUUCAAUGUCCCCCUCAUAAAUGUUUUAAAAGAAACAAUAAAGUUCUGAUCUCUAUUUAACUGACAGCAGACAAAAGGAGGUCUCUUAUGCAAGAGUUUAAAUGUUAAUACAAAAUAUAUUAUCUGACUGUAUGUAAACAUGUAUUGUGAAUAUAUGUUUUUUGUGUAUUUUUAAUGAAUUAACAUGAUUUUAAUUUCAAUUUUAACCAUAAAUUUUAUUCAUCUCUAUAUCCAGUUUCUGGUGUGCUUCUGCAGUUGACAAUCGUAAAAGUCUUGAGUUUCAUGGUUCGCAGAGAAUUUGGAAUGGAGUGUGUAUUAAAAGAAGGAUAAGAGGAAAUUCAACUUUAUACAUCCUAACCCAGGUUUGAGAAAAUUAUAGCGGGAAAAGUUUAUGUAAAAAAAGUCAGUGGACUAGUAGACCUGUAUUACCUAAAUUACUUUCACUACUAACAAUAAUGAAAAAUUUUUGGAUAGAAGUGGUCAAGUUAACUAAACAACUCUAAUCAGCGACCCUGUUUCUAUUACUUAUAAUUAACCCAGGCCUGUAAGAGCAAAGGCAUUCUUGGAAACUGCCAGCUCUGGUUACAAAUAACUUUUUUUAUACCCUGUAGGAACCUACUUAUAAAGGCUUCCAUUGUAAUUUUCUCCUCAAUAACAUAGCUGUUGGUUUAAUGUUACUUUCACUUUAUUGUGAGUGAUACAGAUUUUCACAGUCAUCAAGAAUACACAUUAAGCGUUUGCUUGCUGGGUUUUACAGACCACUCUUAAAGGAAUUAUUUUCCACAUUAAGAGACACUGCACCUUAUGCUGCUAAAUUAUUUACAAUGGGUGUCUCUUUUACAGAUGAAGGCUGAUGACUUAUCAAAAGCGUUACAAGAGCCAACUGAUGAACAGGCCAGUCAUUCAGUCGGUAGGAGUCACAAUUUAAUAAAUUUUUAAAAAAGUCUUUAAGUACGUUUCCUGGUAUAUCUGCCCCUAAUAAUAACUGUUCCACAUUGGUGAGUGAGGCCAUUUAUUUGAAUUUACUAUUAAUAGUGGCUAGCCACAAAAAUAUAAUAUCUCAAAAAUUAGGUUAUUUUUACUGAAAAGUAGGUGAUGACCGAUCUCAAGGUCCUUACUUCAAAUCAAUCUAUGGACCAAGUUUAUUCUGCUCUGAUUUAUAGCCCAAGUGCAAAGCACACAGGUAAGAAAUUUGAGCGGAAAAAACAAGGUUCUGUAACUUACAGUGCAGGUUAUAUCUCUGGUUUCAAAUAGAAGGGAGAGAAUUCAAUUGGGACUCUUAAAUUUAGCAGGCCAUCCCAUAAAAUAUAAAGUAAAAAUUAAUUUAAGUUGACUGAGAUUUCUUCCUAAUUUAGGGGAAGUCUCUCCUGUAGCCAGUGAAUACUUAACAUCUUUGCCAUCACACUCAAAUCAGAAAAGUGUGCACAAUAAAAGAAAAAAUGAUCAAGAUGCACAGCUGAGAUUACCUAUGGUACAGCCAGUUGUUUCACCCUCAGUAAAGCGUAAAAAGGGGAAUGAUUUUACAGAUGGGUGGGCAAUAAAUCAGACUACGCUUCAAACUCCAUUGCGUAAAGUAACAACAGCAGCUCCAGCUCCAGUACAGCCCCAGCAUUUUCCAGCAACACAAACCUCAGUGCCAAGAACUGUGAGUCCAAGCCUAGAACCAUCUCAAAUGCUUUUACCUGAAAAGCAGAAUCAGCCACCUGAAGGUUCUGUACAAGGAAAGCAUGAACUUGUGAUUCCACAAAUUGAUGCAACAGCUGGAAUUUCCAAGGGAGUGUUGGUGAAAAGAGCAGGAAGAGUUCCUUUAGAAAUGCCCUCACAAGAAUCAAGUGUUCAGUUGCAGGUAUUAUAUCAUGAUACAUAAUUUUAUUACAAUAUAAUACAUCAGCUGUACAAAAUGUACCUAUAACACUGUGUCAAAGAUGACAAGAGUAAUUGUGGGUUAAUUGCUGCCUCCUUAGUUGAAAUAAAAUUUUCUGGGCCCAAUUUUCCUCUUUUGAAGAUGUAAGGAGAAGUUAUUGCUGAGAGCACAAACCUCAAUGCAAAGAACUGUCAGUCCAGGCCAACUACCAUUUCCAACACUUUUACAUUUGCAGCAGAAUCAACCACCUGAAGGUCCUGCACAAGGACAGCAUGAAAUUGUAGUUCCACAAGAUAUGCCAUCUCCAGCAACAGCAGGAAGUUCCCAGGGAGUGUUGGUACAAAGAGCAGGAAGAGUUCCUUUGGAAAUGCCCCUAGGAGAAUCAAGUGUUCAGUGGCAGGUAUUAUAUCAUGAUACAUAACUGUGUUACAAUAUAAUACAUUAACUGUACAAAAUGUACCUGUAGCCCUGUGUCAAAGAUGGCAAGAUUAAUUGUGGGUUAAUUGCUGCCUCCUUAGUGGAAAUAAGAUUUUCUAGGCCCAAUUUUCCACUUUUGAAGAUGUAAGGAGAUUUUAUUGCUGAAAUUACAAAUUAAACGUAACAUGACUUGCAGUGCCAUCAUCAAUACCCAACAUACCUGUAUAACUUAAUUGAUUGCUACUCUAUUAGUACUUGACACGUACACAGUAAACUACUGUUUAAUAAACACUUUGUAUGCAUACCAUACUGAGUAUUCUUAACAAAAGACAAUUUGAUUUAAUGUCUUGUAUAAGUUUGUACACAUUUCCUGAAAUGUGCUAAGCAAUUUGUUGGCCAUAGCCAUUUCUUUCAAUAUUUCAAUUCUUCUUCCAUUAUGUGUAAAAAAAUUUAUUUCAAAGUUCAUGCCUGUAUGCACAGGAAAUGAAAUAUUUGGCGACCCAUUUUAAGAGUCAUUUCUUUUUAAACGACAGUUGAAACUCAAUGUCCAUAGCAACUUAACUUACAAUAACUUGCAUAAAUAAAAGUGCAAAAUUUCAAGUAACAAAAAUUUUGAAUCAUAGAAGCUGAAAUACAAGGAAUCAAAAUGUUCAGCAGGGAUUAAAAUGUACCAGUUUGGCCUUUUAAUUUCAAAAUUAUUCAGAGCCUUCCAGGCCCCUGUAGUGGGGAAAAUCUCUUUCCAUACUUAAUUACCUCUGUUUCACAUGCCAUCACAGUGGCCUUUUGCACCUGGACACUUUCCUCAAAUAUCUCUAUAAAAACCCUGAUGCAUGUCUCAAGUGUAUAUCAUCAUAUAGAAAAAUGGCAAAGAAACUGAAAAAAGCUCACACCCGUACUUACCCGCUUAACAUUUGAUCUUGAAGUGUAGUCCUAAGCGAACUUAUAACUGUUAAUAAAAAAAAGCAGGUUAAGGUGUUUGCGAAAUGUUUUCAUGAACAUACUUAAGUAAGAUAUCUCCAAAGUUUUUUUGAUCUAUUUCAUACUUAAGUUCACUUGAUCUUUCUUCAAUUGUGUAGACAGACUCUGGAUUUGACUCAAGUACAGAUGACGUAUUGGGUGUUGACUCAUCGACCAAUUAUAGGGUGUAUAAGUCUCACGGUAAGUAUUUAAAAAGUUGCAAAGGCUUAUGUACAUCAGCCUGUUUUUUCAAAGAGUGUGCAAAUGAUUGGGGAUUUUCUAAAGGUGAGCAUGAUGUAACCUCCACGAACCUAUGGUUUUAUCUGUGGUGAAAUUACUUAUUUUUAAGUUGCAAAACGCAGAGGAAACUGUACACGUAUAAGCACCCUUACAAAGACAGCUAGCUAUUAUAUUUGCUAUCUUUGGUUUUCAUUAGAAGUUAAUGUUCACGAAUUGAUGUCGCUUACUGUAAUUUGUGAAACAAAAUGAAAAUCUUUAAUUUUCAAAUUUGAAAUCUGUAAAGAAAUAUCAUUAACACAAGAAAAUGAAAGAGCUUGGUUCACUUCCAUUUUCCCAGAAAACAUGAUGUUUUGGUAAACGAUGAAGUCACCCGGAACCCGAGUCAUGUCACCCAAAAUUUUAGUAAUGUCGCCCGAAAUAAUAAGUCAAGUCGCCCAAAAUAAUAUGUCAAGUCGCUUGAUUUUUUUAUCACUGGUAAGAAUACCCAAAAAGCAUAUUUUUACAAAUCGCUGAAGGUACCAAUCUAUCGAAACACCAUUAUGGUGUAUUUACUUACGUUACCAAUCCUUCAAAAGUGAAAUGUCACUGUAAAUGCAACCCGUUUCAAACUUUUAGCAAGACAUCGAACCAACAUAGACAAUGUUCAUUUAAAUCAACCUACGAUCUGAGAGAGUAUUUCGAGAGCGCUAAACUAGUCAUUACGAGUGCUCUCAGCCGCAAGAAUUUUGUCGAUGAGUUUCAGGCCGCGAUUGAACAAGCAGCUCAUCGCCAACCUAUUCGCAACACUGUAGGGCUUGUUGGCGUGGUGCAACUUCAUUGUCAAUUACUCGAUACAAGGAUGAUUACUCUUUUGAUUAGCUCAUAUUAAUUUUGUGUUGUAGCUAGCUUUUUAGAAUGAUAGGGAUGCUUUCAAUUUACCUUUUUAAUAGAUUCUUUGAUCGGAAAAGAGGGAAAAGAGCACAACUUCAUAAUUUAUGCCCAUUCUGAUCCUAAGGGAAAUUAUGCCAUCAGAUUACUAUUGUCGAAAAGUCACAGGUACAAACAAUAGACCGUUAUCAUAAAAAUAUCACACUCACCUUACCCAACAGAACUUGAUGUAGAUGUUACUUGCUUGACUUUUUAUUUACUUGUCGUAGGUGAAAAUAGACAUCUGUUUAGCGGAGUUUUGAUCAUCACUGAGUGUUUGGACGCGUGCGACUCUAUCAGGGGGUUGGGAACGAACCGAUUCACACUGGGUACAAAUAGUCAGAGUACGAAACGUCCAUGGGUACCAAACGAGUGAAUACCAAACAAACAGUAAAACACUUCAUUUUGUUCAAGGAAAGAACUACGCUUCAUUUUGUUGUCAGAAACAAAUAAUGAUAUAUAGAGUCGUAACUUAAACUUAUUUAAAUUCUGACCAUAUGAUUGAUUUCUGUAUAGUUAAAGUCGUCAUGGUGGUGUUAGAAACCAACACCGCUUGGAUAAUCAAGUUUCUCAAGUUUACGAAACGUCUGUGAGUACAAAACUAGUACAUACCAAUUGAACAGCGCUUCAUUUUGUUGUUAGAAACGAACAACGCUUUUAGAGCUGUCACUCAAACAUAUUUCUAUUCUGAUCAUCAUCCUCGUGGUGUUUUCGGAAACAAACAGCACUUUAGUGAUAAAGAUCUCUCAAUUUAACAACUUAUUAACAGUCUAUGAGUCUGAUCUUUGAAGUAAUAUGUUUUUUUUUGGUCGACUUAAAUUUUGGGCGACAUGACUUAGAGCGAGAUGACUUUCGGGUGACUUGACCGGUUACCAACAUUUUAUCUAAAAUUAUGCUUGGGCAUUUUGCACCUGUAUUUUCGGUGACAAAAAGUAUUUGGAAAGCUUUUUUAUUGUUUCUUGAAAGACAGUUAAGGUGAUGUAAAACAAUGGAACCAAGUUAAGUGAAAAUGAAGAAAUAAGGAAAACCAAAUUUCUUCUCUAACAAAAUGUGUAAAUACAGAGACUUCGCUGACUAAGUUUAAGUUGAAUCACUAAAAGGUUCUGACAACAAGCCACGGAUAAUAAACAGAAUGCGAAUAUAGCAUUAAUCAGAUCAUAGGGAUCGCUUGAACUUUUUCAAAAGAUAGGAACAUAUUAGGGUUGAGGUAUAUCAUACUAGUGCGAAAGUUUGAAAAACAAAGCUAAAAGACCUAGAUUGCGUCCACAACAUCAAUACAAGCAUACGCUUUCUUAACAAUCAUUUCAUGCGACAGGGAGCAUUCAUUGAGAUUUGAAGCACGCGGAAAGUUUUGAAAGCACGAAAAUAGUUUGGUGUAAUUCGGUGUAGUGUAGUGCGGCGUAGUUUGGUGUAGUGUGGUGUAGUUUGAUUAAGGGGUAUAGUUUGUUGAAGUAGGUGUAGUCUGCUGUAGUGUUGUGUAGUGUGGUAUAGUGUGGUGUAGUGUGGAGUUGUGUAGUUUGGUGAAGUAGAUUUAGUUCGGUGUAGUCUAAUGAAGUGUGUUGUAGUUAAGUAAAGUACGUGUAGUUUGGUGUAAUGUGUUGUACUGGUUUUGUUUAGUUUGGCGUAGUUUAGAGUUGUAUGGUGUAUUUUGGCGUAUGAAUAAAGGGAGUAAGUUUCAAAGAAACUGUGGUGCUGCGUCGGUGGGAGAGUGACGGAUGAUGCGAAGACUAUCCGAGUCUGUAGGUUUGUACUAAACACAAGUGCAUAAACCGUUGCACCUCUUUUCAUGAAAAAAGUUGACAAGGAUCUCACUUUCAGCGACCAAAACAUAGUCAAAAACACGAUUAACGAUCUUAUAGCUGAACAAGAAUUGCCGGCCAUUGCAGAAAGGCUCACCAUCACCACUCGUAGAACUUUGUGUAUUUACUUUUUACCUAAAAUCCAGAAACCUAACAACUCAGGUCGACCCAUCGUCUCUGCCUGUAGUUGUCCCACCGAACUUAUUUUCAGCUAAUAUGACAUAAUUAUGGCCCCUAUUGUCAAAUCUUUAACAUCAUACUUUAAAGAUAGCCGACGCGCCCUUUAAUUUUCUUGGCCAAGACAAACUUCUUUUCACAAUGGAUAUUACGUCUAUUCAUACAGUCAUUCUCAAUGGCCAAAGUCUCCUGGCCCUCAAACAUUUUUUUAAUCAACGUACUGUCAAGAACCUAUCUCUGAACCACUACUCUACUUUGCCGAACUCAAUUGCUUUUCAUUUAGUGGCAACUAUUACAAACAGACUAAGGGCUUAGCCAUGGGUACCAAAAUGGGUACCUAUCUUUUUGUAGGUUUUAGCAAUCACCAAUUUUGCAAUCAAUACAAGGGUCCCAAACCUAAUCUCUACGGUCGCUACAUUGACGACCAUGCACUAGUGUUUACUACAAACCUACAGGCUCAUAGUUCCUUGUUGUAUUCAUCUUCGCAUCCAAUAAAUGUCAAGAAUUCCAUUCCGUUUUAGCAGUUUCUCAGUCUUUUAUGUAGAGACGAAUCUGAUUUUUGCGACAAAUCAGAGGCAACGUGUCAGGUCUUCGGUAAACGUGGCUAUCCUGUUUCUUUCGUUUAAGCGGGCCAUCACCGCGCCCAACAAAUUGACCGACAGUCAGCACUACAAACGGCACAUUUUCUUAAAAACUGUACAUUACUUCAAAAUGAUUCAGAGACUGGCAAUAUCUCUUCCCGACCUUCACUAAUUUGAUUCAAACGCGACAAAAACAUAGGCAACUUUUUUUUUUUCAAAGGCUCUCGCGCACGAUAUAAAGCGUGUCCUUUCAAUCAUAACGUAGAGAAAAUGUCAAGACCCAGGAGAUCCAUUAAGAUUACUAAUCACUUCACGUGCACCUCCGCCAAUGUCAUCUAAAUCAUAACUUGCACUUAUUGCAAAAAGUUAUACAUUGGUGAAACAGGAUGACGAUUAAGUGACCAAUUCCGAGAACACCUUCUUGAGGUAGAAAGAAUUGACAAGGACAUAACUACACGCCGUAAGUUUGCAAAAUGGGAUUAUGUAGCUCGCUCACACAAUUGAGUUGCUGACGCUAAUUUACAAGCUUUGGUGUGAGAUUACACUAUGCAUUUGUUUUCUGUUUUUUUUUUUUGACACGUACUUUUAAGUGUGACAAACCUUUACUUGUUAUCCUUUCUUAGUAUAUACCACAUUGGUAAAUAGAGCUUUCCAUGCGUGCUGAUUGACUGGCUCGGAGAUGAUUGACUAGCAGCAUCAACCUUUCGAGAAACCGAAGAGAUCAAAUAGCGCCUCAAAAAUUUACUUUCCGACCAUUUUCUAUAUACUGACAGAGAUAGACUAAUUUUUUGGUUUCUCUUUGGUUUAUACUAAAACAAUUAUUAAAUGCUUUGUGGAUGAAAAUGAUGGAUAGAUACCUCCACUUUGGUCAAUGAUUAUUAAUUCUUUGCCCCUAAAACGCUUCUCACAAAAUGAUGUAUUUUACAUUAAUCUUUAUCUAAAUAGUUACUCUAUAAUUUUUUUGUGCCAUGUAUAGAUUCAUAUGACCAUCUUCGUGUGUUUAUGAAUCCUGAUUGGGCAUACACAAAGGUAAUGUUAGACUUAAAUUGUUAUCAUAUUAUGAUCCUUCUCAUUACUAUUUUGUAUUAUUUUAAUGAAGGGUAUGAUGGUUAACAAUGAUGGUUAAGUCUAUUAAUGUUCAAUUUUUUAUUUUAUUCAUUUUUUUCCCCUAGGAACAAACAAAAUUCACAGUUACUCUCCUUAAUCCGCUGUCAUGUGAUGUUGCAUCAGGUGUCGCUAAUUUUCAUGGUAAAAAAGCAGCUAUCCUUAAAGUAAUAAACCCUUUCACCUUGGUUGGUGUUAAUCCAAGUAAGUUUGUUAUGUGUAUUAUUUCUCUUAUUCGGUAUCUUGACUUCUGCAGUUAGGGUACAGUGUCAAUUUUUUCACGACAUUGUGUCAGCAAGGCAAAGAAACCUUUCAAGGAUGAAAGACGUUUUUAUUUAGGAAAAAUGUGAAAACGUGACGAACGAAACUGUGAAUGACAGAAAAAAUAAAACCCAAUUUUCCGUCGGUAGUUGUGAUUACGUAGGAGUUUUGGAUUUCUCAGUCAGCAUCCUACUGGUUAGUAUACUAGAGUUUUAUUUAAGCCAGUGCGCCAGAUACUAAGCGCGAGAAAUUUUAUAGCGAAUGUAAGCGAGCACAUUACAUUGAGGUAAAGCACAAGGCGGCAGUUCCCUCAUAGUCCUUUAGCGGAUCAGGACACGACGCUCAUGAUUUUGAGAUUUAGUGCAUAAUAACAAGAGUGAGGUCGUUGUAGGAAAAAGUUGUCACAGAAAGUUGUGCAAAGCGGGAUACAUCUUGUAAAUACAUUUUUCAAGUCCCUCUCCUCACUUGAGGUCAUGAUUGUUGAUGCUGUUAAUUUAAUUUUUGCAUCAGAUCUUUUGGAGUGAUAUGAACCAUAAGACACUUAAUAUAUGGUCCCGAGGGGAACAGUUCGUUUUGUUUUCCCGAGAGUCCUGAUGUUUCCCCGAGACGAAGUAGAGAGAAACGUCAGGACCCGAAGGCAACAACUGCACAAUUGUAUCUCAGUCGGGAUACAUUUGAAUUUGAUUAGGGGUACGUGACCAAGAAUCAACCAAUCACAGUGCUCGUUUUGUUGAGUGAAAGUGUAGGUAUAUUACAGUGAUAAUUAUCUGUUGUUUUCAUUAUCACAGUCAGUCAAACUGAAGAUGAAGUAAAAGUUUCAAUAUUUAAAGUCACCGAAAACGGAGGAUGUGUGAGUCUUGCAAAGGAUUUAAAGUUUACAUACAAAAACAAGCUGAACGAGCUAGUGAAAGAAAUUUUGGGAAGUGCAAAAAACAGAAAUGCCGCCGUGGAAGGUCUCUGCAGUGGGUUGCAAAGUGCAUCAACUGGAUCUGAUGACUUAAAUGCUUUCCGUCUACCAGAAGCUGCACCGGGACAUAUUUAAAAGCGAUGUCUAUGUAUUAUGAAUAGCAUUGACGUCAAGUUGUUUUUAAAUAGGGAUUUUAUCGCUUUGUGAUAGAGAUAACAUAUCUCAACAAUAUAGUUUUUACAUAUCUAGGCCACAAAUAUUGGACCUCAUCAGAAAGGAAAUAAUUAUUUUGAGAUUCAUAAAAAAUGACAAAAGGAUCACAAAUUGUAGAUUGUAGAACAUCAUCAGUUUGACUUUAUCAGAGACAGCAAACUUUCGUGAAAUUAGCUUGAUUUUUACAGUGUUUUUUUUACAAGUGUUGAAUCUUAAGUCUCAGUCUUAAGAUGUGGUUAAGAAUAUAUGAAAGUCAGAUACUUGAACUGCGGAUAAAGACGUGAAUGAAAGUGAAAUUCAGGCCUGUACGGGAUUUGAAUCCAUGACCUCUGCGAUACCGGUGCAGCGCUCUACCAACUGAGCUAACAAGCCAACUGGGAGCUGGUCAUGAAGUUGGUUCUAAAUAAACCCGUGAAGUGAUGAAUAAAUGGUUAAGAAUAUAUGAAAGUCAUAUACUUGAACUGCGGAUAAAGACGUGAAUGAAAGUGAACCUCGC